Messenger RNA from Pseudozyma hubeiensis SY62, 1629 nucleotides. RefSeq names its product UDP-N-acetylglucosamine pyrophosphorylase. Gene Ontology annotation, molecular function: UDP-N-acetylglucosamine diphosphorylase activity. Lineage: Eukaryota; Fungi; Basidiomycota; Ustilaginomycetes; Ustilaginales; Ustilaginaceae. The transcript has 2 exons. Bases 1 to 1629 code for a protein of 542 amino acids. The record is from RefSeq and is a predicted model, not a curated record. Gene Ontology annotation, biological process: UDP-N-acetylglucosamine biosynthetic process.
AUGUAUCUCUUCCCGAUAAUCACAUUCACUUCGAGCUUUGUCUUUCCUCCACCACUGAGCCUUGCUGGCUGUGAUAGCUCGAACCACACCCUACGCGUGGUGUACUCGCCCAAAACUUACAUCGGGAGUCCCGACCGCAUUCCAGACCAGAAGCGGAGGAAACAAAGGUACGAGAAGGCGGGCCAGUCCCAUCUCUUUGCCUUUUGGGACACCUUGUCUGCCGAGCAGCAAGCCGAACUAGCUCAACAGCUCGACGAGCUCGACGUUACGCGCGUCAACCAGGUCUUCCACACCGCCAUCAAGGCAGACGAAGAAGCGAGGGCUGGCAAGUCGCACGAGGUGCAGCCACCGCCUCCGUCGUCCGUCGAGAACACCAUCGAAGGUGAGGCAGACCCAGCCAAGGUGGAACACUUCAGAAAUGUCGGCCUCGACGCAAUUGCCCACGGUCAGGUUGGUGUCCUGCUGAUGGCCGGUGGUCAGGGAACCCGUCUCGGCUCGAGCGCUCCCAAGGGCUGCUAUGAUAUUGGCCUUCCCUCCCACAAGAGUCUCUUCCAGAUUCAAGCGGAGCGUAUUCUCUCCUUGCAAAAAAUUGCCGCCAAGCAUGCCACCAGCUCUUCGUCGUCUUCCUCCAGCUCUUCAAGCAGUGGCGUCGUCAUCCCAUGGUACAUCAUGACUUCCGGGCCCACACGCAAGGACACCGAAGCCUUCUUCGCCCAGCACAACUACUUUGGCCUCGAGAAGCACAACAUCAUCUUUUUCGAACAAGGCACCCUUCCCUGUCUUUCGCUUGAAGGCAAGAUCCUGCUCGAGACUCCGAGCAAAGUCGCAACGGCUCCGGAUGGCAACGGAGGCCUCUACCGUGCCCUCCGCACGCCCUACAACAAGGGUCAAUCAGAGACCGUCGUGUCCGAUCUUGAGAAGCGCGGCAUCAAGUACCUCCACGCGUACGGCGUCGACAACUGCCUUGUCAAGGUAGGCGACCCCGUCUUCCUCGGCGUCUGCUUGGAACAGGGUGUCCAGGCCGGUGUCAAGGUGGUCAAGAAGGAGAAUCCGAAAGAGUCGGUCGGCGUCGUCGCACUUCGAGAUGGCAAGUUCGGCGUCGUAGAAUACUCCGAGAUCCCGGAAGCCUUGAGCGAAGCCCGUGAUGCCAACGGCGAACUCUCCUUCCGAGCAGCCAACAUCGUCAACCACUUCUACACCACCAAGUUCCUCUCCGACGACGUACCUGCGUUCGAGCCCGAGAUGGCCUUCCACAUCGCUCGCAAGAAGAUCCCCACCGUCGACCUCAGCACCGGUCAACCGAUCAAGCCCUCCACACCAAACGGCAUGAAGCUCGAGCUGUUCGUCUUCGACGUCUUCCCGUUCUGCGGCGACAAGCUCGCCGUUCACGAGGUUGCGAGACGGGAAGAGUUCAGCCCGCUCAAGAACGCGAAGGGCACCGGGGUGGACGAUCCGGACACUUCUCGCCGCGACCUCCUCGCGCAGCAGUGCAGGUGGCUGAAAGCGGCCGGAGCAAAGGUCGCAGAUGGCGCAGAAGUGGAGCUCAGUCCUUUGCUUACGUAUAGCGGCGAGGGACUCGACAGGUUUGCAGGACAGACUCUGUCCGACUCUGGCAAUGUUGAGCCUUAG